AUGAUCACCAUUAUUGAUGAUAUCUUUGAUGUCCAUGGCACAUUCGAAGAGCUGGAAGCAUUUACCCGUGCUGUUGAAAGGUGGGACAUGGAGGUCAUAGACGAGCUGCCUGACUAUAUGCAAGUGUGUUACAGGGCCUUGCUAGAUGUUUAUAGAGAAGCUGAGCACUUGUUGCCUGAGGAAGUAGGAUCUUAUCGCAUAUCCUUUGGUAUAGAAUCGAUGAAAGGUAUGGUGAGAGCACAGUUUGCCGAAGCGAAAUGGUUCCAUCGUCAAUAUACCCCAUCAAUGGAGGAGUACAUGCAGGUCGCAUUGGUCUCAACUGGCGGUUUACUCCUAUCAGCUACAGCUUUCGUAGGGUUAAAGGAUGCUUUUGAGCAGAAGGUAGGCCAAGCGGUUUCAGCCGUCGAAUGCUACAUGAAGCAAUAUGGAGUCACUGAGGAGGAAGCAAAACAUGAACUCUGGAAGCAUGUCAUUGAUGCCUGGAAAGACAUCAAUGAAGAGGCCCUACACCAGACGGUCGUCUCGGCUCCACUGCUUCAUAUGAUCAUUGACAUCGCCCGUAUGAUGGGUGUUUGGUAUGAAGAUAUUGAUAUCUACACACAUUCAAGGACCAAGAUGAAGGUUGGCAUUGCUUCCCUGUUCAUCGAUCCUUUUCCCUUAGAUAUGUAG
Molecule: messenger RNA, 669 nt
Organism: Punica granatum (pomegranate)
Lineage: Eukaryota; Viridiplantae; Streptophyta; Magnoliopsida; Myrtales; Lythraceae
Source: RefSeq, a predicted model, not a curated record